This is a messenger RNA of Misgurnus anguillicaudatus (oriental weatherfish), 2954 nucleotides long. It is a transcript of the gene atosb, whose product is annotated as atos homolog b. The record is from RefSeq and is a predicted model, not a curated record. NCBI's taxonomy places the organism in Eukaryota, Metazoa, Chordata, Actinopteri, Cypriniformes, Cobitidae.
CGGAAGUAUUGUUUUUUAAAGGGACAGGAUCGUUUAAUGGGCGAGGGCUUUGGACCAACAGUCAAGCACAAAAUAGAAAGGCCCGUUGGCAGAGGUAGUUACAGGACGCGAAAAGGAGGAGAAAGGCCAUCAAAGCAGCUUGGUCGACCUUUGGAAACCAAUAUCUCGUAUCUACAAUUUAUUAUCCACAUCGGUCAAAUAUAUCUUCGUUACAUAGUAGGAUUUCAGCUCAGUUUGUCGUCGAUUAAGCAGAAGAUACUAAAAUCCCGUCUACUUUCUAUAUUAAGAUCAAACUCUUCGUCCAUAUAUGAUGGGAAUGUUAGUUUGCUGACUGCUGCAACCCUUGUCAUUGCGUUCAUAUAUUUGUUGUGGGGGAAGAAAAGAGAGACAGGCCCAUACUCCCUCAUUCCUUGCAAGUAACCUUUCAACUCUAAACUUCUCGAAGCAAUAACAACCACGACCGGAGAGUUUCCACAGACAGAAGGAAGAGACCAUCGAGGAGGAGAGGAGUUCCUAGAGAGGUUGUAUCUCUGGAAUGCCUGGUUCAGGAUGCAGCCAUUGAGCAGUUCACUCCUUUCAGGAGAAAAGGGGAGGCGUGAUUGGCCGCUGGCCUUACCUGGGUGGAGCCGUAGGGGGGAUAUUACCGAUUCAUUGGCACUUUCUGCAAGGCUCCUCCCACCUCACUGACGCUCCGCCCUUGGCCCUUCUUCGCUGCCUGUGUGUCUGGGAAUGCUGUUGUUGCAUCAGAGGGGCAGUGUUGGAGAUGGCCAAACUCAGGGGCUAAAGUCAGGGUCAAGGUUUAAGGGUCAACAUAACUCAAAAGCUGCAGUGGUGGAUGCAGACAGGCCUGCCACCAUAAGCUGUGCAUCCUAUGGUAAACAGCUUGUGUUAACUUCACAACUGACCCAUGGACUAUAGAGCCUUCCAUCUAUGAGAUGGGGAGCUAACUUUUCACUUUACAGCCUUGUUGCACUUGUUGAGACAUUCUAGUGUUUGUAUUAUUUAACACUGCACAACUUCCCCUAAAACAAUCACCUAGCACAAGCAAAGUCACUAUGCGUCACAUCCACGUGGAACUGGCUCACAAAGAGCCACCCGUUGAGCUUCCAGCCCAGGCUGGGAAUUUACCUCAGCCUGACACUCAGAGCGAAAGCCCCGAGCCUGGCGUGCGACGAUCAACUCCCAGGCCUUUCAGAGAAGAAGAGAUACGGCUGCAGAAGGUCUACCAGCUGUCCAUCCUCUCUCAAAGAGGCGGCUUUGGAGAAAAUCAAGAGACACCGCGACCGGUUAGAGUAGGCAUGAAGCGUGGCCUGGAUGGUGCACCGGUCCCUGUCGCCCACAAGCGUCUUUUCCAAGAGGAUGAAGAUGAUGAUGAUGAGUCAGAAGGGGAGGUGCUGUGUGGGUCUGGGGUGGAACCACUCUUCCCUAGUUCACUUUAUGAGCACAGAGACUCAGACAUACCUAGGUCACCUCCCCUUUCCCCAUCACAUCAAAUGAUACCUGGUCGCCGGCCUGCCCAGCACAACCACGACAGGCCCAUCCCGGAUGUAUUCGCCCCGCUCUCUCCGAAAUCUCCACCCAUGGUGGACCCCCAGGGACAUCACUCCACCUGGGGCCACUGUGAGGGGAGUCCUCCCCCCCUUACCCCUAGGACUGAGGCCUCUAUGGCUGGUAGUAUCCCAGCUGAUUCCAAAGACUGUCCACGGGAUGAGGGCCAUAUCAACAGUAAUCUUUCAGUGGAGGUUAAGGGAACGAUAUGCACCACAGAGAGCAGUUGGGCACCUGUCCGGUUUUCAACACCAGCUGAAGCUGUCGAAUGGGGGACCAGUUUCGAGUCUUCUCCUCCACCAUCAGAAAUUAAGACCACCUCCUCUUCUAAUGGACUGAGCUCUCCUGAGAAAACUCCAGUGGAAGCAAAUGGCCUGAUGUUGGGGUCAUCCACUGCCUGCCAGGUAAAGAAAAGACUUCUCUCACCCAGUGAUACAGGAGAGUCCUGUUCAGAGGACGAGGGGCCAUCCACAUCAAAACGCAGUCGGCUGGCACUAUUAGCGCCGGGACUUGGGUUAGCAUCCUGUCGCAGCACUGACGCCAAGGGUGCACCCUUCUGGAACCAUCUUUUACCAUCGGCAAGGGAGACCACAAAGACGGCUACAGACUGUUCACGAGCAGGAAGAAGGCUCAAAGCUGGCAGUCGUCUCAAAUCUCGACAGCUUCGCAGUGGACGUAGGACAGACACCAGUCGCUCCUGUAGUUCCAUCUCUUCUUUAUCAUCCAUAAGCAGACCCCUCCUUGGCAACUUUGAGGAGUCAAUCCUAAAAGGUCGUUUCACUCCAUCGGGACGCAUUGAGGGCUUCACGGCAGAGAUCGGGGCAAGCGGUUCCUAUUGCCCGCAACACGCCACCUUACCUGUGCAAGUUACUUACUAUGACACCUCAGAGCACAGCGCCCCUUCCCCUUUUCUGGGGGUAAUCCAGCUCGAGCCGCUUGGAAAGAAAGGAUACAGUGUACCCAAAGCAGGGACCAUUCAAGUGACCUUAUUUAACCCCAAUAAGACUGUGGUUAAAAUGUUUCUGGUGACGUAUAAUUUUGGCGACAUGCCCGUUAAUCACAUGACCUUCUUGCGCCAUCGUAUCUUCCUGGUGCCUGUGGAGGAGCCUGAGGGUUCAGGGGAGGGGCAAGAGGGCUCCUUGUCUGACAGGAAGAAGAUUCUUUGCUACUUGAUACACCUCAGAUUCCAUAGUUCCAAAUCUGGGAAAAUCUACUUGCACAAUGAUAUCCGGCUGCUAUUCUCCCGCAAGUCCAUUGAGGUGGACGCUGGGAUUCCUUACGAGCUGAAAUCCUUCACCGAGGUGCCAAGAAACCCCAAAUACUCCCCGAGGGUAUGAGGCAGCGAUGCCCUGCCGCGGUGGGGCUCAAAGACUGCAUUAAUAAAGACUGCAAGACGAAAGAACCAA